AUGAAACCUAUUAAAAUAAAAAAUAACGAAAAUGUAAUUCCAUUACCUUAAAGAUCUAAGAUAUUGUAUAAUUUUGAGAUAUAGGAUUUAUAAAAUAAAAUCAACAAUAAAAAGAAUCAAUGUAUAAUAAUAAUUUUAGUGUAGAUUGUUAUAGAAUCAUUUGAGAAUCCUGCAUAAUUUAAUAUUUCUCUUUUAAGGUUGAAAGUAGAAAAUGAUGCAUAAGAAUAUCUAGAAGCAAUCAGUGCAUUUUAAACAAUUGAAAUAUAGAAUCCAAUUGUAAAAGAAAGAGCUAAAAGUGUUAGUGAUAAAUUAGAAAUUUAUAAUAAUAGUGGAAGAUACUGAUUUUUGUGCAUGGUAAGAGCAAAGAAACAUAUAACCAAAUUAUAAUUAACAUCGAUAUCCUUAUAAAAAAUAAUAAAAGAGUUGUUACACUGAAAAUAAUAGAACAAAUAUUUGAUUAUACUUAGUGUAUAGUUUAAGUUUAGACAGUAAUCACCUAAAAUUUAAUAACAAAAUAAAAUAACUAAUAAGAUAAUUCAAUAUCCAUUGACAGGUUAUUUAGAAAGGAAUUAAAAUCAAUUAUUAUAAAGAGAUAAAUAUUUAAAAAUUAUUCAGAAUUUGACUGGAGAAACUCAUAGAAAAAAUACAAAAAAAAUAUUACCUAUUAGCACUCAAACUAGUAGAGCAUAAUCAUCAUUAUCAUUUUAACUUUGA
This is a messenger RNA of Paramecium primaurelia, 714 nucleotides long. NCBI's taxonomy places the organism in Eukaryota, Ciliophora, Oligohymenophorea, Peniculida, Parameciidae. The record is from the annotation of a GenBank genome assembly.